AUUUAUUUCAUUCUUACCAAAAUUUCAUAUAUGUAAGUAAAAUUUCGAAAUGUUUGUGGUCUGUGUUGUUAAACUUUCAUAACCCCACUUUUUGUAUUUGAAAAUUUGUCAGUUGGAGUUAGUUUUCUCCAUAAUGAGUUCUGUAAGGCGGCGAUCAUUAUUCGACGAAUCGGUCGAAAAGAAAAGUCAAAAGUUGGAAAAAGAAUGGGAAGAGAGAUUCGGAAAAUGCGAUGUCAAUGUUUCCGGAGUUACUUAUCCUGAUGAAUACAUCGAAAGAAAGAGCUGUGAGAAAAAGUACUUGGAAAUCAUGCUUUCCGAGUUAACCGAGGAAUGUAAACAAAUGAAUGAAGAGCGUUCAUUGCGUGUAACAGAGGAUGUGCUGUUACCAGACCAAAAACAGGUUCUUGAAGGUAUAUCGAGCUAUAUUGAAGAUUACGCUAAAAGGGCUCAGGAGAUUUAUAAAAAAGUCCAAUUGCGUAUUGAAGAAACCAGAGAACUAAAGGAAUCCUUGGAUGCUAAGAUAGAAAGGACUGAAUCUAUUGCAAAGAAUUUGUAUUUUAUCGAAUCUUAGUAUUAUUCCUUAUUAUCUUUUCUUUUCUUAUUUUAUAGAAAUUAAAUAAAAUGUAC
Cylas formicarius (sweet potato weevil) is the source of this 627-nucleotide messenger RNA. RefSeq lists its product as uncharacterized. The transcript has 2 exons. The record is from RefSeq and is a predicted model, not a curated record. NCBI's taxonomy places the organism in Eukaryota, Metazoa, Arthropoda, Insecta, Coleoptera, Brentidae. Bases 134 to 571 code for a protein of 145 amino acids.